Pipistrellus nathusii (Nathusius's pipistrelle) is the source of this 1431-nucleotide messenger RNA. NCBI's taxonomy places the organism in Eukaryota, Metazoa, Chordata, Mammalia, Chiroptera, Vespertilionidae. The record is from the annotation of a GenBank genome assembly.
AUGGAGCUGCGGGCCUCCGCGUCCUGGGCUCGCCCGCAGGAAGGCCCCGGGGACGCCGAGGCCGAGCGGCCGGAGCCCGGGGCGGGGGCCGGGCCGGGCACCCCCGGCCCCGGCGCGCUGCGGGCCGCCCUGUUCCUGCGCUGCCUCUGCCUGGUGGGCUUCCUGGACUUGUUUGGUGUCAGCAUGGUGGUGCCUCUAUUGGGCCUUCACGUCAAGUCUCUUGGAGCGAGUCCCACUGUGGCUGGGAUAGCAGGCUCCUCCUAUGGCAUCUUGCAGCUCUUGUCUAGCACCCCCGUGGGCUGCUGGAGUGAUGUGAUUGGACGACGGUUCUCCUUGCUGGUGUGCAUUCUCUGCAGUGCCCUGGGUUACCUCAUUCUUGGAGUAUCCACCAACAUGUUCCUGUUUGUCCUCGCCAGAGUCUCUGUGGGUAUUUUUAAACAUACCCUCUCCAUUUCAAGGGCCAUGCUUUCUGACCUGGUUCCAGAGAAGGAGCGGCCAUUAGCCAUUGGACAGUUAAACACAGCGUCUAGUGUGGGCUUCAUCUUGGGCCCCGUGGUCGGUGGCUAUCUUAGUGAACUGGACGGUGGAUUUUGUCUAACGUGCUUCAUCUGUUUCUCUGUCUUCGUUCUCAAUGCUGGUCUCGUGUGGCUGUGUCCAUGGAGUGAAGCCAGCAUCCGGAACACAAGGAGCAGCCUGAGGCUGGGGGAAAGCCGUGCCCCUUCGGGGAAGACCGGCCGUGCUGGACCAGAAGCCAGCCCAGGGCCCGGCGCGGAGGGCGCGGAGGGCGCGGAGGCCCGCGGGCCCUGGGCGGAGGGCGUGGCCGCGCUGCAGCACCUGCGGAGCCUGGUGACCUCGGAGAUGGGGGACGUGCUCCUGGUGCGCCUGCUGAUGGCGUUGGCCGUCAUGCUGUACCACAGCAACUUCGUCCUGGCCCUGGAGGAGCGCUUCGGGGUGCGGCCUAAGGUGACGGGCCACCUCAUCAGCGGCUGCAGCGCCCUGGGGGCCCUGGCCGGCCUGACCCUGGGGCCGCUCCUGCGGCUGUACCGGCACGACUGCCCGCGGCUGCUGCUGCACUCCAGCUCCCUCACCUGCCUGCUGCUGCUGCUCUUCGCCGCCGCCCCCACCGCGGGCGCCGCCGCGGUCCCCGCCCUGCUGCUGGCCUUCUCCACGGCCGUGGGCAGGACGUGCAUCACGGACCUCCAGCUGGCCGCCGGCGGGGCCCGGGCCGGGGGCGCCCUCAUAGGCCUGGGGCAGUCCGUGACGGCCGUGGGCCGGGUCGUGGCCCCCCUCCUCUCCGGAGUCGCCCAGGAGUUCAGUCCCUGUGGCCCCCCCAGCCUGGGGGCCGCGUUGGCGCUGGCGGCUGUUUCCAUAAUGCUGCUGCACAGACUCCGCUAUGGCGGGGACGGCAGCGGCAGGUUAAAGAGUGAAUAG